AUGGCUGUUUCUAUGAGAGAAGUGGAUCCAGCCUUUCAAGGAGCUGGACAAAAAGCAGGAAUUGAGGUAUGGAAGAUUGAGAAUUCUAAGCCAGUGGCUAUCCCUGAGGCUUCUUAUGGUAAAUUUUUUACAGGGGAUUCCUAUAUUAUUUUGAAGACUGUUACAAAAAAAAGUGGUGUCUUCCGCUAUGACAUCCAUUAUUGGCUAGGUAAAGAUGCAACUGAGGAUGAUGCCAGCACAGCAGCCACAAAAACACUUGAACUUGAUGCAGCUCUUGGAGGAAGAGCUGUUCAGUAUCGUGAAUUACAAGCCCAUGAAACUGAAAGAUUCCUUUCUCUUUUUAAACCAUGUAUUAUACCUGAAGAAUCUGAACCUCAAGAACACAAAACUCGUAUGUUUGUUUGUAAAGGAAAACAUGUUGUUCAUGUAUAUGAGGUUCCUUGUGCUCGAUCCUCUCUGAAUCAUGAAGACAUAUGCAUCUUGGACACUAAAAAAAAAAUAUUCCAGUUUAAUGGUUCCAAUACUUCAAUACAAGAAAGAGCUAAAGCACUAGAAGUUGUGCAGUAUAUCAAAACCACUUACCAUACUAACAAGUGUGACAUAGCUACCAUUGAUGAUGGGAGAUUAAUGGCUGAUGCUGAAGCUGGAGAAUUCUGGGGUUUCUUUGGUGGAUUUGCUCCACUUCCAAAGAAAACAGCUACAAAUGAUGCUCAAAGUACUCAUGCUUAUCCUACUCAGCUACUUUGUAUCAUAAAGGGGAAAGCAAUACCUGUUGCUGCUGAUUCAUUGACAAAGAAAUUACUAGACACACACCAUUGUUAUCUUCUUGAUUGUGGAACAGAAAUUUAUGUAUGGGUAGGAAGAAGCACUAAUCUUGAAGAAAGAAAAGCUGCAAAUGGAGCUGCAGAAGAACAUUUACGUGUUCAUGAAAGACCAAAAUCCAACAUCAUUCGAAUGAUUGAGAAUUUUGAAACAGUUUCUUUCAGAUCAAAGUUUGAUUCAUGGCCUCCACUGAGUGAUGUGGUUGCAUCUGAAGAUGGUAGAGGGAAGGUGGCUGCGCUUCUAAAACGUAGAGGGCUUGAUGUUAAGGGUCUGAUUAAAACUUCUACUGAACAUGAGGAGGAACCUCAACCAUAUAUUGAUUGCAGUGGAAAUUUACAGGUGUGGCGUGUGGAUGGAAAAGAAAAGAGUCUUCUUCCAGACAUUGAACAAUCAAAAUUCUACACUGGAGAUUGUUAUAUCUUUCAAUAUACAUAUUCUGGAGAUGAACAAGAGGAAUGUCUUAUGGGAACAUGGUUUGGAAAACAAAGUGUUAAGGAAGACAGAGAUUCAACGAUGUCACUAAUAACCAAAAUGCUUGAAUCAGUCAAGUUUUUAGCUACUCAGGCACGUGUUUAUGAAGGAGAUGAACCCUUCCUUUUCUAUGCAAUAUUUCAGAGCUUUAUGGUUCUCAAGGGUGGUCUUAGUAAAGGAUACAAGAAUUACAUAUCAGAAAAAGGACUACCUGAUGAUACUUAUAGAGAAGAUGGAAUUGGACUCUUUAGAGUUCAAGGCUCUGGUCCUGAAAACAUGCAAUCAAUUCAAGUUGAUCCUGUUGCAGCUUCCUUGAACUCCUCCUACUGUUUCAUAUUACACAAGGAUACACUUGUCUUUAUGUGGAAUGGAAACCAGACAACUACUGAGGAUCAUGAACUUUCUGAGAGGCAACUGGAUCUCAUAAAGCCUGAUAUGCAGACGAGAGUUCAUAAAGAAGGAGCAGAAUCAGACCAGUUUUGGGAAAUUUUAGGAGGAAAAACCAAACAUCCAAAUCAAAAGAUUCAAACAACUGCUGAAACUGAUCCUCAUUUGUUCUCAUGUACAUUGUCCAAAGAUGACAGUUUAAAGCUUUAUCAGAUACACAACUUCAAGCAAGAUGAUUUAUUGACAGAAGAUGUAUAUAUCAUUGAUGUUCUCUCAAGCAUCUUUAUUUGGGUAGGGCAACAAGUUGAAGCAAAAACCAAAACACAAAAAUUAGCCAUUGGAGAGAAAUUUCUGGAACGCGACAUUCGUCUCGAGAAAUUAUCUCUUCAAACUCCAAUUUUCAUCAUAACGGAAGGAAGCGAACCACCAUUCUUCACACGCUUCUUCACAUGGGAUUCAAAGAAAACCGGAAUGCAUGGAAACUCAUUCGAAAGGAGGCUUUCUCUGAUCAAAGAUGGAGGUCGUUCAACUAUGAACCUUAAACCGAAAAAGCGAGCACCGGUGUCAUUCGGAGGAAGGUCCGGAUCCGAAAAACCACAACGGUCAAGGAGUGUGUCAUUCGGGUCGGACCGGCCUCGGGCAAGGGGCAGGUCUCCGGCAUUUAACGCUCUCGCUUCAAAAUUUGAUAAUCCUACUGCACAAAGAAACCUCUCAACUCCUCCGCCAGUUGUCAAUAAACUUUUUCCGAAAGUCGGCGGCUCCGGCGACACCGGUGGUGGCGGUGGCGGCGGCAAUCUUGACACCUCGAAACUUCCGGGCAGACUUGAUACGUCCAAACUGUUUUCCAAGUCUAAAGCCAUUGCUUCACUAACCGCCUCUUUUGAUAAACCUACACGAGACAAACUUAUGCCUCGUUCUAUCAAGACGGCGAGGUCGGAGCCAGUAUCAAAAAUGGAGGCAAACGCAAAGGGAACACCAAUGAGUAGUAGAAAAAUAGGGGGAUUUGGAGUAAAUAAGGAAGAUGCAAAUGAGAAUAAGGUUGAAAAGGAAGAAGAAGAAGAAAAAGGGGGAACUUUUUACCCAUAUGAUCGGCUUACUACAUCGUCAACGGAUCCUGCUCCAAAUAUUGAUGUCGCCAAGCGAGAGAUGUAUCUAUCCUCGAGCGACUUCCGGGAGAAAUUUGGAAUGACGAAAGACGCGUUCUACAAGAUGCCGAAAUGGAAACAAAAUAAGAUGAAAAUUUCGCUUAAGAUGUUUUGAAUAUUAUUAUUUUAAAAAAUCUCAAAGGAAAGAAAGAAUAUGAAUACUUACCAAUUUUAUUCUACACACAAACAAACAUUAUCACUCUAACUGCAGU
Messenger RNA from Lactuca saligna, 3037 nucleotides. The record is from the annotation of a GenBank genome assembly. NCBI's taxonomy places the organism in Eukaryota, Viridiplantae, Streptophyta, Magnoliopsida, Asterales, Asteraceae.